CCGGCGCGCCCCCCAGCGCCAGCGCUCGCGCGCGCUCCUCCUCCGCCCUCCCGGGGGUGUGCGGCGCGCACCGGCUCUGGGCGGGGCCCUGCAGUGGCAGCGGGGCUCCUCCUCCUGCUGCUCCUCCUCCUCGCUCCCAGCGCCUCCCCGACCUCCCCCUCGGGUGCUCUCGCGCUAACUGCGCUCUUCCGGGGCCCCUCUGCCUGCUUCCAGCCAUGGUGCUCUGGCGCUCGGCGUUCUUCAUCUGCCUCGCUUUCUCCUUGGCCACUCUGGUCCAGAGAGGAUCUGGGGACUCUGAUUUACGUCUGGAGGAUGCAUUUGAAGAAACUUUCUCAGUAAAGCAGAGAUGGGACCAUGGCACCACUACAACCAAGAGACCAAUAGCAACCAGAGCUCCAGCCAAGCCUGCAGAUAAUGAUUUUAACUUGGCUGAUGCCUUGGAUGAUCGAAAUGAUCGAGACGAUGGCCGCAAGAAACCGAGCACAGGAGCAGGAGGUUUUUCAGACAAGGAUCUUGAAGACAUAUUAGGCGGUGGGGAAUACAAACCUGACAAAGGUGAUGGUCGGUAUGGCAACAAUGACGACCCUGAAUCCGGAAUGUCGGCAGAGGCCGGCACAAUCGCCGGUGUGGCCAGCGCCCUGGCCAUGGCCCUGAUCGGCGCGGUCUCCAGCUACAUCUCAUAUCAGCAGAAGAAGUUCUGCUUCAGCAUCCAGCAUGCAGCAGAAGGUCAAGAGGGUCUGAAUGCAGACUACGUGAAGGGAGAGAACCUGGAAGCCGUUGUGAGUGAGGAACCCCAAGUGAAAUACCUGACACUGCAAACGCAGUCUGCGGAGCCGCCGCCCCCCGACGCGCCCCGGAUCUGAGGGCCCCGCUCCGCAGCGGGCGGACAUGGUGCCACCGCUUGCGACCGGCUCCUUGUUUCCUUUGGACCCCCAGCUGCCAUACUGCUUCGCUGUCAUCAUUGGCUUCUCGUCUUAAGUUUUCCAGAAGAGCUGUGGGUGUGUGUGAGUUUGGCUUCCAUGCCGGCCCCGCCACAGGGGCCCUGAAGACGCUCGGUGUGGAAUCCGAGAGCCGGCUCUGGCGGAGAGCCAGCACCAGCCUCGGAGUCGCCGGGCCGCCACCCCCCAGGGCCAGCCUGUCCCCAGGCCUGAAGGAGCUGGGGGCUGGGGAGACCGAGAUGAGGGAGGGCGGGAGGACCUUUUUGCUCAGGGGAUGAGACUCUGAACCCAGGGUCGUGUGAUCCCCCACACGCUGCGUUGACUCCGCGUGGCCCUGGCAGUGGCCUCCAAGUGCUAUGCGUAGGGAUCCAGCAAGAACCUGGUUUGCUUGGAGCAAAUCGGCGAGCAUCAGGUAACCACACAC
Acinonyx jubatus (cheetah) is the source of this 1362-nucleotide messenger RNA. RefSeq names its product CD99 molecule like 2 (gene CD99L2). The record is from RefSeq and is a predicted model, not a curated record. The coding region runs from base 216 to 863 and encodes 215 amino acids. The transcript is spliced from 10 exons. NCBI's taxonomy places the organism in Eukaryota, Metazoa, Chordata, Mammalia, Carnivora, Felidae.